Messenger RNA from Schizosaccharomyces octosporus yFS286, 570 nucleotides. RefSeq names its product ureidoglycolate hydrolase. Bases 1 to 570 code for a protein of 189 amino acids. The record is from RefSeq and is a predicted model, not a curated record. The transcript has a single exon. Gene Ontology annotation, biological process: allantoin catabolic process. Lineage: Eukaryota; Fungi; Ascomycota; Schizosaccharomycetes; Schizosaccharomycetales; Schizosaccharomycetaceae. Gene Ontology annotation, molecular function: ureidoglycolate hydrolase activity; ureidoglycolate lyase activity.
AUGGUUCAGAAAGUCCUGUAUUCUAAACAAUUUACACCUGAAAGCUUUGCUCCGUAUGGGACAGUUGUUCAACCAAAAGAUAAUGGUCCGAUGGUAAUAGCAAACGCCGGUACAGCAAAGAAAUACCUUGGAGUGUCAGAAUCCGAAAAUUAUUAUAAAAAAUCAUCUACUCCUUCCUCUAAAGCCACAUGGAAUUUUUUUUCUACCAAACCUUCUGUCUUCCCGGCGGAUGAGGAAUCACCUGCGUUUAAAAUAAGUGUUUUGGAAAGACACCCUUACACGACGCAGACGUUUAUCCCACUUUGUAGGGACGCUCAAGAAAGCAGUUAUCUUGUUGCUGUCGCUCCUAAUUCACCAGAUGGGUUACCUGACUGGGAACGCGUUGAAGCAUUUGUUGCUAAGGGCUGUCAAGGUGUCACUUACGCCGCUGGUGUUUGGCAUGCCCCGAUGGUUACAAUUGGAAAGGACACUAUGCUAGCUGCAUUCAACUAUGAGAAUGGGGUGGAUAAUGAUGAUUGUCAGGUUCAAUCUGCUCCUUCGCCCUUGGAUGUCUACGUGAAGCGAGAUUAA